UGGGGAUGGAAGAGAAGAAGAGGUCUGGGUGCCUGCAGCGUGCACGCUUCGCAGCGCUUCCCGGGGAAAGCUCGCAGUGCUCCUGCCAAGCGCUGGGCCCUGCGGUGCCGGGCAGAGGAGGGGGCCGGCUCCGGCAUGGAGCUGAUGGUUCUGUGCAACGCUCUGGUUACGCGCCUGCUCUUUGUUUUGCACUCUCUCAUCGGGGUCUGGAGGGUGACUGAAGCGAAGAAAGAACCCAAGUACUGGCUACUGGCACUGCUCAAUCUUCUCCUGUGUCUGGAGACAGGGCUCACCCUCAAGUUUAAACAAGGCAGAGGCUACAAAUGGUUUUCACCAGCAAUAUUUUUAUAUCUGAUUUGUACAGUACCAUCAUUAUGGCUACUAGAAAUUCAUCAUGGGACUCAGUAUUGCAGUAAUGAGCCUGGAGCAGUUCAGGUGAAUGCCAGCAACCAAGACUUCAAUCAGUCCAGAGACAGCAGUCACGGAAGCGAGGGAACAGACCACCACAUAAUUCAGACGGCUAAAGUUUUUGUCAACCAGCUCUCCACAAUCUGCGAGACUGUAUGGACACUGGCCCUCCAUCAGACUUUUCUACUGCUCCUAGUAAUUGGAAGAUGGCUUCUCCCCAUUGGGGUUGAGAUCACCCGGGAUCAGUUGUCUCAGCUGCUUCUCAUGUUUGUGGGAACAGCAGCAGAUAUACUUGAAUUUGCUAGUGAAACCUUGGACAUCGAAGAUGUGCGGAAGAAUUAUGCUCUCAUCAAUGCCAUUCUUGCCAUAUGGACCUGGAGUAUGUUACAGUUUCCACUUGAUCUUGCAGUACAACAUAUUGGCUGCAAGCCAACUGCAUCGACCAGGCGAAUCCCCAGCCUGCUGCUGUGCAGGUACAGUGCGGAACUGUGGAACAUCGGGGUCAGUCUUUUCAUACAGGAUGGUCCCUUCUUCAUUGUGCGUUCAAUCCUGAUGGGCCACUUCAGAAUAUUCAAUCAGAUGCUGGUGUUUUUUACAGCUAAGAAUAUCUUAGUUGUGACCCUACAAUUGUAUCGCUUAGCGGUGAUAACAUUAGACUUUCGUGCUACGAUGCUGCAGAAGAGCAGGAAAGAAGUCAGCUGUUGCCCAUGUGAGCCUUAUGAAGCUCAUACUCUCAGUACUGCUGACCAGGAUACCGAAAUGAAAAAGUGCAUUGCUUUUCCUGCAAAAGAGGAGCCCGAAGCUCCAUCAGAAGAUCAGUAACCACAGCUCCUGACUCAAAACAGGUUGUGUUUCCCAUAGAAAUAGACGAAGCCCUUUCAGAGCAGCUAUGAUCAAACAGACCUUGAGCAUCUUAUUAAUCUCUUCCAUCAAGAAAUCAAUAAUUUGGAAGUAUGGGGGGGGAUUUCUGAAGUAAAGCCAUGCAAAUGGAACAUUUUAUAUCCUGUUGGAUUUUGGGGAGUUUUGACUAGAUCCCUAUUAUAUAAACCACAGGGAUUUUGUAGCCAUAGUUUGUAGAAGCAGGAAAGGUUUGGCAUGCUAACAGAGUUGGUUAUUGUCCUUGGUGAUAUAGUGCUAACAGAUGUAUUCACAUGUAUUCACAAAGGACAAGCCUAACCCAUAAUGGGAAAUAUGGAAGCAUUUAGCUUUGCUUCCAUGGUCAGGCUAUAACUAGAGCAUGGUUAACAUGUUCACCAGGCACAGAAAUAACCUCAGCAGUGACAACUGUGCAGACAUGCAAAUGAGUGGGGAUGAUAGAUUUCUACUGUUACUAUGACAUCUAAACAUUGUUCCUUCGAGAAACGCAGAAAACGUUUCUUUGAACGUUACCUCAUCCUUGACUGAAUUCAGUUUAAAAAAAAAAAACCUAAGCAACACCAUGAAAUAGCAUGCACAAAACCUUCUCUCAGGACAUGCAAGGUCUGAAUAAUUUAAACCUUUUAGUGAAGGGGUGGGGCGUAGCAUUAGCCCCACAGAUCAUUAGAAGACAACUGCAUCUGCCACACAGGCAUUUUCUGGAGGCACUUGCCUUUCUAUUUUCUACCAGUCAGAAGACAGAAAAUGGGCGUAAAGAUGUUUUUCUCCUGCUUCACAGUUGAAUCAAGGUUUUAAAAAGGUCUCAAUUUAAAAAAAAAAAA
Molecule: messenger RNA, 2105 nt
Organism: Struthio camelus australis
Lineage: Eukaryota; Metazoa; Chordata; Aves; Struthioniformes; Struthionidae
Gene: TMEM26
Product: transmembrane protein 26
Source: RefSeq, a predicted model, not a curated record